Colletotrichum chrysophilum is the source of this 1458-nucleotide messenger RNA. RefSeq lists its product as uncharacterized. The transcript has a single exon. The record is from RefSeq and is a predicted model, not a curated record. NCBI's taxonomy places the organism in Eukaryota, Fungi, Ascomycota, Sordariomycetes, Glomerellales, Glomerellaceae. The coding region runs from base 1 to 1458 and encodes 485 amino acids.
AUGGACGACUCUGCUGGCGCGCCUGGCAUGGACAUCGAGCAAGAUUGGGAUUCCUCAUCGGAUGCUUCGACUCCGCGGUCUGAUACUUUCACGAACACUCUUUUUUCGAACCCUGAUUCGCCUGCAUCGUUUGUCGACACUGAGAUGUCUUUUCCUGGCACUGGUCCUGAUGGGGAAAAGCAAUCUCCGAAAUUAACGUCCCCUAACUUUGGCAUUAUGCCUAGCUUCUCCAACCAUAUCUUCGUUGGGCAAACCGCUUAUCCUUCAAGUCAUCUGCGAGCUAUGCGCGACGAAUUGAGACAGGCACGCAAGAGAGAAGAAUUUCCCAACACUACAUCCAACGCACAAGAUCCAAAAACCAUCGUUGAGGACUAUCAGUGUCUCAUGAGUCUUCGAGAUGUCCGCGGUGACCCUUCCAUCUAUCCACCACCCGAAAAGUACACCCAACUCAAGAUCGAAAUCGCACGUCGCAUCAAGACUCGCGAUGAAGCCGAAGGAGGCUCAACCCAACUGGAAGAGAUAGACAACCGAGUUCAAAGUUGGAUGGGAUCAAUCAACAAGGAAGCUCGAAUGCUGGAGAUUACUCAGGCCGCACUGCAGCGCAAGGGCAUCAGUAACCCCACACAAGCCGACCUGGACGCCAUUGCGGAGGAGUUCAUGCAGAUCGCCGAGCGGACGCUGCUUGACGUCGCCAAUCCCCUUCGCAUGAACGCAACGCGUAUGGAAGGCAACAUGAGUCGCUUCGACAGCCAGCUCAGCGGUUUUGAUGGCGCAAUGUCAGCACAAUUGCAUGGCAUGACAUCUCAGCUCAACGGCCUGGCAUCGCUAAAUAAUGCUGCCAAUACCUCGAUCAAUGCUCAAAUUACCGGCCUGUCCAACCUCAAUGACGCCGUCAACGCCUCAAUGAGUGCUCAAGUCAACACACUCAACGAUGUCUUAACCAAUCUCCAGACCAACAUGAGCAAGGCCGUUGGAGCCUCGGCAGAAGCAAUGAAUACUUCAACCAAUGCGGUGAGCACUGCCAUGGCGUCACAACUCAGUACCCUCAACACCAUGCUGUCAACUCAAAGCAGCACGUUCGACGGCUCGCUGAACAUGCUCAACACAUCUCUGAACACAGUCACGUCCGACUUACAAAAGUUGACGGCAAGCCUACCCGACAUCAUUGCCGCUGCGACACAAGCAGCAGUUCAACAGCAACUCGCCAGUGCGUCAAACCAGAAUGUCUUCCCCCAACACCAUCACGUACCCACAGAAGCGCCACCCAGCUACAUCAGGAAUGCUGCCUCGACACAGUUCCCACCGACACCCGCCACUCCUCUUCCAGUAUACUAUCAAACCACCCAGGAAACAAAUCAAGACAUGAGCCAACAGGACGGCAAGAGGUUACAGACGGGGCGCGCGCCAACAUCCGGUUCAAGGUUUCAGAAGUUUAUGGUAAAGAUCAUCAAGAUUUAA